UCUCUUUCAGAUUAAUUGAAAGAAGAAUGAGCUGUAGUCCUUGAAGCAAGCUGGGCAAAUUUUCUUUGAGUAUAAAUUUUGAUUGUAGCAGUUCAAGUGCUGCCAAAGGCUCUUGCUGGUAUCAGGAUCUCUCCAAACCUUCAGUUUGCCAACCCAGACCAACACCAUCUUUUUAACAGGGGGACCAUUUUUCCUCCCUUUUCGGUGUCUUGGGUGGCGAAAAAUUAAAUUUGACUGCAUCUUUUUGACUUGCGUUUUGGACUGUUGGCUUUAUGACACAAACGGUGGCUUGAAAGUGAAUAGAACUUGGGCAUCUUGGAUUGAGGGAAUUGAUACCUUACUUUCAAAACAUAUCAGAGGAAUUUGAGCAAACAUAUAGGCUUCCUCAUUGCCAUUCCUCUUAAAAGUUAUCUUGUAAUUACAGACAAAAAAAUUCCUUAUCUGCGGUGAAAUUAUAUUACAGUUUAAGCGGAACCCAAACAUUGUCAAAUCUCUUGAGUAAAGAGCUUUUUCUGGAAAUCGAAUUUUCCAGAGAGUGUAGCCACAAGUAUUCGUAUACAUUGUUUUUCUCUCUUCUAAUAAGAAACUCAAUGAAAAUGCAAAUCUCAGACUGAAUUUUUUUUUUAACACGUGUUCAACAAUGGAAAAUCGACAGGCAAAUUUCUCUGAGGCUGAGGGCGCAAGUAAAAAACUGAAGGGGAUGGGAGAUGAUGAUGGCAGCCCUCCGGUGAAAAAAAUGAUGACCGACUUUCAUGCCAGUGGAAAAAUGCUGACCGGUAAGGGGCUGACAGUAAAGAAGGAGCACGUGGAAGACUAUGGAGAAGCACCGGUGGAGAGGAAUGGAGAGCAUGUCAAGCGAACCUGUACCUCUGUGCCUGAAUCCUCCAACCUAAAUCCCAAUUUGAAACACACCCUGGCGCAAUUUCAUCUAAGUAGUCAGAGCUCUCUGGGUGGGCCAGCAGCGUUUUCGGCUCGGUACUCCCACGGAAGCAUGUCACCCAGUGUUUUUCUUCCUCUUCCUUCUCCUCAAGUUCUUCCUGGCCCACUGCUCAUCCCUUCUGAUAGCUCCACAGAACUGACCCAGACUCUGUUGGAGGGGGAGUCUAUUUCUUGUUUUCAGGUUGGAGGAGAAAAGAGACUAUGUUUGCCCCAAGUCUUAAAUUCUGUGCUCCGAGAAUUUUCACUCCAGCAAAUAAAUACAGUGUGUGAUGAACUCUAUGUAUAUUGUUCAAGGUGUACUUCAGACCAGCUUCAUAUCUUGAAGGUCCUGGGAAUACUUCCCUUCAACGCCCCAUCCUGUGGGCUGAUCACCCUAACCGAUGCACAAAGACUAUGUAACGCGUUAUUGCGGCCUCGCACUUUUCCUCAGAACGGUAGUGUGCUUCCUCCUAAAAGCUCAUUGGCCCAGUUGAAGGAAACUGGCAGUGCCUUUGAAGUGGAACAUGAAUGCUUGGGCAAAUGUCAGGGUCUGUUUGCACCCCAGUUUUAUGUUCAGCCUGAUGCUCCCUGCAUUCAGUGUCUGGAAUGCUGUGCAAUGUUCGCACCGCAAACAUUUGUGAUGCAUUCUCAUAGGUCACCUGGCAAAAGGACUUGCCACUGGGGCUUUGAAUCUGCCAAAUGGCAUUGCUAUAUUCACGUGAAUCCCAAAUACUUAGGAACACCUGAGGAAAAGAAACUGAAGAGAAUUUUAGAAGAAAUGAAAGAGAAAUUUAGCAUGAGAAAUGGGCAGAGAACUCAACCCAAGAUGGUGACAUCACCUGGAAUGGAUUUGCAGUCGUGGUAUCCUGUUAUAAAGCAGGAAGGUGACCAUGUUUCUCACACACAUUCGUUUCUGCAUCCCAGUUACUACUUAUACAUGUGUGAUAAAGUGGUUGCCCCAAAUGUGUCUCUGACUUCUGCCACACCUCAGUAUAGAGAGGGCACAGGGAUGGAGGCAUGUAAGUCCACACCAAGACAGCCCGAGAAGCUGCACAGCCAUGUCAAACGCCCCAAACUAGCGUCUUACCCAGAUGGCUCUCUCAAGGACCAGGAGAAUCUGGAUUUGAAAACAAGUAGAGGAUUGUAUAGCCGUGUUGAUCCACCAAUAUCAAAUAACUCUACAAGUAAAAAGAAAUCUGAAUCUGCCUCCAAUUUAGUCAGAGACACAAGCAAGGCCAUGGUUGGUCAAGAUGCUGCAGCUUCAUCUCCACUCCCUGUCAAAGACGUCCCUUGUGAGGAUGACAAGGGGAAAAUCAUGGAAGAAGUUGUGAGAACUUAUAUCAAACAACAGGAAAAACUGAACUCAAUUUUGCAGAAGAAGCAGCAACUUCAGAUGGAAGUGGACAUGCUGAGUGGUUCCACAGUCAUGAAGGAACUGACUGAGGAGCAGCAACAUUUACAGAAGGAGCUGGAGUCUUUGCAGAACGAGCAUGCUCAAAGAAUGGAGGAAUUCUACAUUGAACAGAGGGACUUAGAGAGAAAAUUAGAGCAGGUUAUUAAGCAAAAGUGUACCUGUGAUGCCAACAUAGAAAAAGAUAAAGAAGUCGAAUAUGCAGCGCAGCUGGCCGAGCUGAGACAGAGACUGGACCAUGCUGAGGCCGAUAGGCAAGAGCUCCAGGAUGCACUCAGACAGGAGCGGGAGGCAAGGCAGAAGUUGGAGAUGAUAAUUAAAGAGCUCAAGCUGCAGAUUUUGAAAUCUAAGACUUCUAAAGAAUAGAAGCCUUCAAAGAGAUUCAUCUAUGUGCUCUUGAACAGGGUUUUUCGUCUGUCUGUUGUGGUCUUAGAAUUGUGAACAACUUCUACGCGUGUAUGAAGAUAACAAGACAUUCUAUCCAUUUGUAGAUCCGAGAAAGUGAAAGAUUCUAUAUUAGUAUAUAGAUUUUUACAUUUUUCAAAUGAAUGAAAGUGUAUGUUUCUUUGUACUCCCCGCUCCUCCCAACUGACUAGUCACAAGACUCUUACAAGUUUUCAACUAGUAGAUAAGCUGCCUAUAUUUCUAAUGCAAACUUCAGAGUUGUAUACUUUUUUAAAGCUGCGUUGUGUGAUAGGAAAUCGCUGUGGUCCACUUUGUUAUCCCUGCCUCAGACUCACUUUUCCAUGCACCAGUGACUUCAUGUUUCAGAUACACAGAGCUACUCAGAAGGGGUUGGCUCUCCGUUUCUUUUCCAUGAGCACAGUCUCCUAAAUUGAUGAUAGUGUUGUGUAUUCAUUGUUACACAGACAGCGUUGCUUUUACUUUGAACAGCUAUGGGGGUGAAUUUUCGCCCAUUUUCUUCUUUUCCUUGUCUCCUGCGAUGACACUUUGUGCAAAGAGAGAUUCCAGUGAUGAGGUUACAGCGCACCCUAUGGGCACAACGGGGAAGGCAACAUGCUUUGUUGGGCACUGCUGCUGAAAACAAGCAGUUGGGAUUUGUCUUUGAGUUUAAAUGUGGUUAUAUUUAGAUUAAAAAAUAAGUAAAUUUAAAUCCAGUAACUUCAGAAGAGGGGAUAAAAAAUAAUACUUAUACAGCUUUGUUUAUGUUAGUAGUGGUGUGAAAACAUUCGUGUUCUUGAGAAAGCUGCCCUCAGUGAUGUGUGUCUUUUCCCCAGACCUUUCCCUCCUGUACAGGUUGUCAGGGGUAGCUCUGUGUCUUACUGACGUUUAUACGAUGGACUCAUUUCUUUAAUGGAUUUGUUCUCCUUUAGAUUGUAAAAUAGUAAACCCUGCAAGGUUACUUUGGACUUUCGUAUGUUUAAAUGUUAAGAUAAGUCUUACCAAAAUUUGCACGAAUGGACCAUUUUCAAUUACUGCUUAAUAUUAAAAUCAGGAAUUUACCGUUAACUGAUCGUGUAUGAUAGGCUCAUAUAGGAAAAUUUAGUUAUCUCCUACUGUAUUGUUUUAGAUAAUUUUAGCGAAGACAGCAGUUCCAUAGUUUGGGGAGGGGCAGAAUCUGCACUUUUUUUUGCACAGAAAAGUCUUAUUCUUUCAUGGAAAGUUUCUUGUUAGUUGAGUCUUUUUAAAGAUAGUGGUAAGAUUCUUCAGAUGACUCUUAAAAAGGAAGAGUCCUGAAGCUAUCACUAAUUUGCAUUCUUUUCUCUUGAUUUUUAUGUUUCUUGUAUUUUCUCAUGAGGUACGGUGUGAAAUUACUUAACGAGAGCUACAUUUGUUCUUAAAGUGAAUUAGCUAUACUAUUCUUAGGGUAAAGGUAGAUGCUCUACUUACUGUUAAUAGAGCUUUAAAAUCAUUAGGCUGUCCUUUAAGCAGUGUUCAUAUUUUGAUUAAUGGUACUCCCAUAUCCAAAUAUAUUUUUCAAAGUGUGGUUUCUUCACUGCGCAUGAGAGUGUGACCUUGAGAGUAAGUGUGCUGAAAUUGUACAACUUCACCCUGUCCUUGGAAUUCUCAAGAAGAAACAUCCUAAAAUGACAUAUUGUCAUAAACAUAAAAUACCUUUUAUUUAGGUCUGGAGAAAGAAAAAUCACAAAAGACACUUAGGACACAGUUUUCCUUGUGAAUUAAGUGCUGCAGCUUGCCUUUUGGAAGACACUUAGCCCCUAUAUUUUCAUGUAUUUUUUUACUCUAUUGAACUUUUUUUGGCCUAUGUUAACUUUAGUAAAUGAUAAGCUUAUUUAACUUUUAACCCAGAACUUCUAAAAUUAACUAUUUAAUCUUGGAGAUAGGUUAUUUUAAAAAUUCUCAAUGUUGCCUAAAUACCAGUAAACAGCGCUAAAACUCAUUUAGAACGGAGUCCACAAUACUUGUAGCCCUUACCUGCCAUUGUGCGGUCUUCCUUUUAUGGAAGAUGCAUUGAUGUGCCAUAAGUCUGUCUUAAUGCUUCUUUGAAAAUAGUUUUUUAGUCACUUGUGAAUAUUAUACCCAUUCCAGUUGAGAGUAAUUGUAUGUUAAGUUGCACCACAUAGCUUUCAAAAGUUCAGAAAUUUUGUGAUGCUUUAAAAGUGGCCACUGCCACUAAACUAUCUUACCCAUAUAAAUUUAUUCUGUGCAUGCUCAUUUGUGUUCUUGGUUGCUAGUUUAAGCUUUGUUUUUGACACGGUUUUUGUGUGCCAAAUUUUUUAGGUGAGCAAAUAUUUUCCUCAGCCUUUGUAAUGUUAUUCUUUUCAGGAAAAAUAGAAAAAUGUUUACUCCGAAGUGAAGAAAUGGCCUAUAAAAAACUGUGCCACAUCAGGAAGAAACACUCAAAUAAUUACCUUUCAGGGUGAGGGGUCAGGCUUAAUUUUGAAUGGUAGUAGUUUCUUAAAAUUGAUGAGAAAUGUACCACAUUUACAAAGGCAGGAGUGUAAAUAACAACAACAACAAAAAGCCCUUCCUGCUGUCACUGAAGAAGCUCUACAUCACCCCUUUCUUACACAGGCUUGUUAACACUAUAAAAGGAUUUGGCCAAGAACUUAAGUUUGUGGCUUCUACCAGUUUUUGUAAUGCAUAUUCUUUUGCUUAAAUUUCUGUGUACAUGAGAGGAUGGUUUCUGCUUCAUGAACUAAUUUUAUAACAUUUAAUAUAUUAACAGUCUAGACAAAAUCAUUUGUAUAUAUUGAAUUGUAGAGCAGUUACUAAAGUAGGUAAAUAAAGAGGGAGUACAAUGGUAUUUGUAGGGUAGCAAUAUAUUUUAGAAGUCAAGACAGAAUAGCUAGUGUAUUUGCACAUCUGUGGCUUCAGUUUGAAAGAAAGGACAAUGAUGAAUGAACUUUCGUAAUAGGAAAAGUGCUCAAGGUAUUGGGAUAAAAUUCAAAGAUGGUGAUGAAGGUUGUUUUUUUAGUGUGAAUUAGGUGGUGGUGAAGGGUUUUCAUUAGCUCCUAUGAUUUUUUUUUUCCCCUCAAAGGUAACAUUUAUGUUUUGAUUACUUAGGGAAGAAGUCCACACUUUUUUCUUUAUGCAUUUAAUCCACAUGACAGGACAUUAUAAAUUGAGAUAGUGGAGAGUUGUGCUCUUACUGUACACUUACUUCUGUGCUUGAAACUACUUGUUAAUAGUUUUUAUUGACGCUGUCAGCAAUAAAGGACACAUAGCUGCUGUAUUACACAUUGCGGAAUUGAAAUAAACAGUUUAAUUUUUUUUCUAGUAUAGAAUACUUAACGCUUCACUAUUAAGGGAGAAAAUAGUAUGGGUGUUUUAUAUGGCAUCUUGUAUUAAAGGGCAGUUUUUUCCCUUUUUGGUAAAAACUUUUCACUGAAUUGCAUCUAAACUAUGUAACAAUUUUUCUUUAAUAAUAAACUCAUGUCAUAUAUAGUGCUUAAGCAGUGUUUUUGAAUUAGAAAGUGAUCAAAUGUAAAAGCUAAAAUUGCAAAAAGCCCAGAAAACAAAAUAGUGCAUUAAGCUAGUUUAAUAUAUAAAACAGAUUUAUAAGAUUUUCUUAAUAUAGAUACCUCACUUGAAAAUAAAGCACAGCAACUUACAGAAGUAGUUUUAGUAGAAAUAUCCUUCUAAAAUAAUUGCUUAAUCUAGGACAUCUUUGGGGGAUUUAUAGUUUGUGAGAAAUAUAAUACUGCUUUUAAUCCUUUUAGAAGAUUUGUUCAUCCUGAUAAACCAACACAGUAGUUUUUUAAUGUUAUUUCUGAAUUUCUAACCUGUUAAGGCAGUGAAUAAAAUACCUGUUCUGCAGCAGUUGAAAUAAACUGUUGACUACAUUGACCAUAAUUCAAUAUAAAAUUUUGCCAAUGAUGUACAGUUUUAUGGUUACAAUUGCUGUGGUUGGUUGCAUUAUAUGACACACAAAACUGUCCUCUACCUCACGUGAAAUAAAUAUUUUAUAUGGUUUUAUAAACCAAGGCUCAUCUAUCUGCUCGCUUAGUUUAGGUGAGCAAGACUCAUCUAUCUGGUCACUCAGUUUACAAAUUUUGAAUUAUAUUUAUUGAAACAUAACUGCUCUUAGCUUAUACCUCAAUUGUAUUUCGUGCUGUUUUCCAUUUUCAUGCCUUGUAAAUAACUUGUAAAGAUUGUGAUUUAAUUCCAAAUAAAAUCUUGUAAUGCCAAUGAAACAGAUUGAAAUCA
Molecule: messenger RNA, 6961 nt
Organism: Echinops telfairi (small Madagascar hedgehog)
Lineage: Eukaryota; Metazoa; Chordata; Mammalia; Afrosoricida; Tenrecidae
Gene: SKIL
Product: SKI like proto-oncogene
Exons: 6
Coding region: 641-2695 (684 amino acids)
Biological process (GO): negative regulation of BMP signaling pathway
Cellular component (GO): nucleus
Molecular function (GO): RNA polymerase II cis-regulatory region sequence-specific DNA binding; DNA-binding transcription factor activity, RNA polymerase II-specific; SMAD binding
Source: RefSeq, a predicted model, not a curated record